UCCACGCCCUCUCAGCGCGGUAAGGAGUAGUAUGGACUAACUAUUCGCUGGCUUUGUGGACCAAAAAGGACUUUGUGGUUACUUUUUAUCACAUUAUUCGCAGUGUACAUUCCCGGAUUUAUUUCGACUGUGACAAAGAACAGCCAAAAAAUAAUGUCAGCCCGGACCAAAUCAUCUGAGCCCCCGGAGACGGAUUUGGAUUACUACGCAAGACCUGAGAACUACACUGGGUCUAAUUUAAACACCCUAACCAGGUUCCUAGUUGCAAAAGAUAAAGAAGUUUCGAAGAAGAACAAACAGUCGAAGAAGAAGAGCAAACGAAGCGACGAGAGAGAGCUCUAUAAGCGAUAUCGUCACAUUUUACCCCCUGACCUCUACGGCUCCCCCUCUUCAUCAGAAAGUAAUUCUGAUUCCGAAAACGAGAAGGAAAACGUUGCAGAGCUGGUGAGUGACAAAAAUGGAAGGUCAUCAACACAUUAUGAUCAAGGAGCUAAAAAGGACCAAACCCAACAAACAUCCAAGGAAAAGGCAGAGAGCACGGAUAAUGAUUCGGCUGUCAGAGUGAAAAUGAUUCUCAAUAACGAGGAUGUGGUAGACACCAAUUCUGACAGCGGUUACGAGAGCAGGUUGAGAAGCGAGAGCGAGCAGUUCGGGGAUUCUACAGGGACAAUGUUAGAUUCAGAACAGAGUUUUGCUGACAAAGAAGGAAGAGAUCGCUCCAGAGAUCGAAAGCAAGGCAAGAAUAAGGACAAUGCCAGCGCUACAACUUUCGCAGGAAGCAGCGAGAAUAAUACAAAUCUUUUUAGUUUGAGCCACAUGAUGUUAGGAACAGAAGCACAAAGAGCAGGAGAAAGGGGAGGAGAAGAAGAAGGAGGAGGAGGAGAAGGAGGAGGAGGAGGAGGAGGAGGAGGUGGAGGCACAAUCUCCGAGCCUGACAGCCGUUCUUCCACUGUGACAACACCCACCCGUACGCCGCUGUUAAGCAGAAGGGUCAACCUCGCAAAGUUCAUCUCAGUGAAAACAAAGCUCUCCAGUCUGGCAAGGGAAGCCCGCCAAACUGUGCAUCGACAGAGAUUCCAGAGGUUGAUAGUAGGUGUGAACGCAGUACUCAAGCUAGCUAAAGCAAUUAUCAAACCAUUUCUAUCAGCAACGAAGUCAAGAGCUUUUUGAGGUUACCUCCAGCUCAAAGAUCCACAGAACAAAUACAGACGGCUAUGUUUGGCCUACAAAGUUUGCCUUCCUUCGCUGAGUACCCACUACACAUGCAGGAAAAAUUGACACGUGUGGCUUGGUUUGAAGUAGUGACACCGAAAAGAACCAUCAUUCGCCAGGGGCACUUUGCAGAAAAUUUCUACUUCAUUUUGUCUGGUCAGGCUCUGGUGACCAUCCAUAAGCCUGGUGAAGUUUCCUCGCAGACAGCAGGCAUGAUGAGAAAGGGCACCAGUUUUGGGGAGCUUGCCCUACUCCACCACUCCAGGCGGACAGCUACGGUGACCAGUCACGACACUGUCCAGUUGCUGUCCAUCGGACGGGACGAUUUCUUUGACAUCUUCAUGUCCGGCCACGGCACUGACCAGAUGCCCGAACACAUCCGGUUUAUCAGUCAAAUGGAUUUCAUGAAGGACUGGCCUUUGGAAAGACUGUUAGAAAGACCUGAUCAGUGCCUACUGCAUUUCUUCAAGCGUAACAUGGUCAUACUGAAAGACAGUAAAGACUCAGAGUGGUUUUACAUUGUGAAAUCGGGCUCGUGUCAAGUGCUUAAGCAGCUGAAAGGUGUCACUGGGCACUUAGGACCUCUACGUCAGCAGUUUUUGCCGUCGCAAAGCCUCAUGGGUCAUCUGCAGAGCGGGGCGUCGUUUCAAGGAAGCCAGGGAAAGGCGCGAGAUUCUGUCAGACAGCGCAGGGGAGACAAGUGAAAGCGAGAGAGAUGUCUACAGGGACGGCAAUGACUUCCAAGGCAAAGCGUUUUCUAAACUAAGAUAUGCCAGAAAACCCAGCACAGGAACUCCCCAUUUUGGUCGUAGGUCAUCGAGACACAGUCCUUCAAGCCACAUGGCACAGAGCCCGAGAAGACAAAGAUCCCGGCGACAUCUGGAAUCCACUCCUGUCCCAGACCCCGACAAUCCUUUACUACAGGAGACGCAGCCUGUGUUCGUCCAGGUUGAAAUUCUCAAGCCAAAAGAUGUCUUUGGUCUGGAUCUUGUGAACUUCAACAACAGUAUUGAAUCAAGAUCUUCCAGCGUUAGCCUCGUCAGUCUGGGGGCCGAGUGCAUCAUGCUGUCCAAGUCGUUCUUCAUCCGACACGCCAACGACCGCGUGAAGAAACACUUCACGGAUAUGGUACAGCCCUACCCGGACGAGGGGACUCUACAGUCCAGUCUACAGGGCAAGGCCGACUGGGAGCUGUACAAGAAGUCUUUGCUCGGAAAACUCACGUCACCAAAGCCAACUGGACUCCGGGGACAACCCCUCACGGCUAGAUGGUGACAGUGUGUUGGUGGUUUUUGACACUGAAUUCCAACUUGUAACUGACUGUUUGAUUAAAGGUUUUGUAAGCAUGUAGGUCUUCACUUUGGGAAAGAGUGUCUGUUGAAUGUGAUAGCUGAUUAUGAUGAGUGGUCAUUGUGUAUGUUCAAGAAAAAGAGAAAGCUGGAGUUGAAAUCUAAUCUAU
Aplysia californica (California sea hare) is the source of this 2671-nucleotide messenger RNA. RefSeq lists its product as uncharacterized. Lineage: Eukaryota; Metazoa; Mollusca; Gastropoda; Aplysiida; Aplysiidae. The record is from RefSeq and is a predicted model, not a curated record.